AUGGCUCAUUUCAUUGGCAAUAAUAAUAUUAAACCAUUUCCCUUAAUCUUGUCUCUAGCACUAGUCUUUCUUUUCUUCCAUGCAUCAUCUUGUGCAGCAAAAGUUGUGGAAGUUGAAGAAAUUUGCAGCAAAACAGGUGAUAUCUCUUCCUAUUGCGAAGAUAUUCUAAACUCAAAGCCCGGUGGAGCAAAAGGAUCAGACAUUGAUUCUUUGGCACAAUUCACAAUUGAAGUUCUUCGUUCCAAUAUUACAAACACAACAACUUUUCUCAAAUCUUUGAUUGCACGUGGUGGUGACCCUGACUUAUUAGAUGUCUAUGAUGGUUGUUUAGACAACCUUAGUGGUGAUAGAGGUGCACUAAAUGAAAUUGAUCCCAUGCAACAAAGUUUGAAGGCACGUAGUUACAAAGCUGUCACAACCGAUCUUAAUAAGGUUGAUCAGGACAAUGCUGAUUGUUUUAAUGACUUUAAGGAUGCAGUUUUACGUGAUAAAUCGGGGCUUCCACAGUAUACUCGUCAAAUAUCUCAAGCUACUACUAUAAUCAAGGCCAUAUCUACAUUUUGGUUCUCUAAUUAA
Messenger RNA from Arachis ipaensis, 576 nucleotides. RefSeq lists its product as uncharacterized. Gene Ontology annotation, biological process: negative regulation of catalytic activity. Lineage: Eukaryota; Viridiplantae; Streptophyta; Magnoliopsida; Fabales; Fabaceae. The record is from RefSeq and is a predicted model, not a curated record. Gene Ontology annotation, molecular function: pectinesterase inhibitor activity.